This is a messenger RNA of Eleginops maclovinus (Patagonian blennie), 2151 nucleotides long. RefSeq names its product sideroflexin 2 (gene sfxn2). Gene Ontology annotation, molecular function: monoatomic ion transmembrane transporter activity. Gene Ontology annotation, cellular component: mitochondrial inner membrane. Lineage: Eukaryota; Metazoa; Chordata; Actinopteri; Perciformes; Eleginopidae. The record is from RefSeq and is a predicted model, not a curated record. Gene Ontology annotation, biological process: monoatomic ion transport; serine import into mitochondrion. The coding region runs from base 583 to 1545 and encodes 320 amino acids. The transcript is spliced from 12 exons.
GGGGGGGGGGAAGUUGAGUCCUCUUUUCCUUGAAGGUGAUUUUUUUUUCACUAACAGUCUAAAGACCUACAGAUAGAUUCAAUAUUCAAGGCUUUAUUGUCAUGUGCACAGUAACUACAGUGUAGAUAUGGCAAUGAAACACUUAAGUCCCAGGCUCCUUAAUGCAUCGUGAAUAUAAGACAUAAAACAAAUAAAAACAACAAAAAUAGUGAAAAAUACUUCAUUGGCUAUCAUAAGAUAAAGAAAAGCUGCAAGUCGCCACAUUUAAAAGGUUGCAACCAGCUAAUGUUUGGCUUAUUUUGCUCAAUUUAUUGAUUCUUGACUUGUAGCCUUGUUGGAAUGUGAGUUUAAAGGUAAAAUAGCCUGUCCUCCUUGACCCACUGAGCAACUAAAUCUGUUGAUGUUACAUCAGCUCAAACCAGGUCUGUCUGGAUUGAAAACCAACAUGAACCAGUUUUUGAUCAACGGACAAGAGAAAUGCAUGUUUCGAUUGCUGAGUAACGUCCUAUAGAGUUAACGCAGGUCUUCCAAAGAUUUGAACUUUUUCAUGCAUUGAGUCAGGCCUGCUUUUAAACCUUCAAGAUGGCUUUGAGCUCAUUUGACAUUGACGCACCGCGAUGGGACCAGUCUACGUUUAUGGGCCGAUUGAAACACUUCUUCAACAUCACAGACUGGAGAACAGUGACCUUACCUGACUCGCGCCUAGAUGAUGCCAAAGCUUUAGUAGAAAGCUGCAGGGCAGGAUCUGUCCCCCCCGGCACCACAGAGGAGCAGCUCCACUACGCCAAGAAGCUGUACGACUCGGCCUUCCACCCGGACACCGGAGACCGCAUGAACCUCAUUGGCCGCAUGUCCUUCCAGGUCCCUGGAGGCAUGGCCAUCACUGGCUUCAUGCUGCAGUUCUACAGGACAGUUCCUGCUGUGGUGUUCUGGCAGUGGGUGAAUCAGUCCUUCAACGCUCUGGUCAACUACACAAACCGUAAUGCUGCCUCCCCCAUCACUCCCAAGCAGAUUGGAGUAGCCUACUUCACAGCAACCAGCACAGCGUUAGCAACAGCAGUCGGACUCAACCUUUACACAAAGAAAGCUCCUCCCCUCGUGGCUCGCUGGGUUCCCUUUGCCGCAGUGGCUUCGGCCAACUGUGUGAACAUUCCUAUGAUGAGGCAACAGGAAAUUCUGAAUGGCAUUGCUGUCACAGAUGAAAAUGGCAACAAUCUGGGUCACUCUAAGAAAGCCGCAGUAAAAGGCAUCACUCAGGUGGUCGUCUCUCGGAUCACCAUGGCUGCACCAGGAAUGAUUAUCCUCCCCAUCAUCAUGCAAAGGAUGGAAAAAUAUAAGUUCAUGCAGAGAAUCACAUAUCUCCAUGGACCAAUUCAAGUGAUGUUGGUGGGAGCAUUUUUGGUCUUCAUGGUGCCUGCCGCCUGCUCGCUGUUCCCUCAAAGAUGCUCUAUGGCCGUGUCGAAGCUGGAACCUGAGUUGAGAGACUCCAUCGUGUCUCAAUACGGAGAAGCUGUUAAACAUGUGUACUUCAACAAAGGCCUCUGAGGGUUUGAUUAGCAUCAUUAACUCGCUACAAAUGAACGAUUACAUAUGUGUUUAUGUAUUCAUUUCCCAAUUAUUAGUAAUAUUGAAAGGCUCAUAUCCAUAAAUCAUCACAUUGGUGCUUAUUGGUGGGAUGUUUAUGAAAAAUCAUGCCACCUAUUAAACAGUUUCUUUAUCUUUUGUUCAAAUAAUUUCUGUCUCUUACAAUAAAUAGAUGCUAGGGGCACUGUUUACUUCUAUCGAGAAACCAAAUGAUCUCCUCUCUGUCACAUUAAAACUGUUAGUUUGUCCUUCAUCUCUCAACUGUAGCUGUUGGUGUCUUGUGUCUCAAUGUUUUCUUACAAUCUGUGCCUUCUUCAAAGCUGUAGGAGCAACAACACUGCUGGAUUUAUUUGUUGUUUAAAACAAUUUGGGCUGUACUAUGAAACCACAAAAAUACUUCUAUGCAUGGAUUAAGACUCUGAAAAUAAGUUUGGUGUGAUAAAAGGGGAGGACACUGCCAUCUUCUGACAGAAUGGAGGUAGAGGUGUGACCUGUUUGCCUGAUCAUGUUGCUUUUUGUGCCACAAUCCUCAGAAUAAAAUGUAAUAAAACCCCACAAUAAUUUGAA